AUGGAAAAUCAGAUUAAUCAAUCUAAAUCAAUAAAAAUAUUACUUUUCGGAGAUUGCUUGACAGGAAAGUCUUCCUUGCUAAUAAGAUACUUUUAGGAUAAGUUCUAUGAUUAUCCUAAUUACUAUGGGAUUGAAUUCUACCAAAAACUUUUAAAAAGAGGAAAAGAAGAAAUUAAAAUUUAAUUAUGGGAUUUCCAUUCAAAUGAAAGAAUGUACUACAUAAGCUAAUUUCUGUAUAGAACUUUUUCAUUUGUAAUAAUUUGUUAUGAUGUUACAAAUAGAAAAAGUUUUUAAAAAGCAUAUAAUUGGUAUUUGAACUUUAAGAAUAAUCAAAUCAAUAAUAAAUUGAUGGUUUUAUCUUUAAUUGGGAAUAAAUGCGAUUUGUAGGAAGAACUUAGAUAAGUUUCUUAUCAAGAGGGUUAAUAGCUUGCUUAAUCUUUGGGAAUGGUUUUCUUUGAAGCUUCAGCUAAAACCGGUUAUCAAGUAAAGGAAUUGUUUGAUUUUAUAAUUGAGUAGACUCUAAAUAUAAAUUGA
Tetrahymena thermophila SB210 is the source of this 534-nucleotide messenger RNA. RefSeq names its product Ras family small GTPase. Lineage: Eukaryota; Ciliophora; Oligohymenophorea; Hymenostomatida; Tetrahymenidae. The record is from RefSeq and is a predicted model, not a curated record. Gene Ontology annotation, molecular function: GTP binding; GTPase activity. The transcript has 2 exons.